UAGGGGAUGUCAUAUCAGUAUAAUUCAGUCUGCUGUGUUGGUAUUACUAUUGAUAAGUUCAUUUCCUUUUAUUUGUUUUUUUUUUUUUAUUAUUCCUCUACGACUAUUUAUUUUUGUAAUUGUAACCAGUAGUCUAGACUAUAGACGUUGGUGUAGUGAGUAGUGAAUUAGGAAUCGUGGCGUGUUAUUGUAGGUACAAUAACAACGAUGAACAGACGUAAUAUGCGUCGACAUCAUUUGAAAUACAUUUAAAAUUACAAUUUUCAACAAUUUCGAAGAUAUCAUUAUUGUAACGAAAAAUUGUCGGUCGUCGCUUAAAAUGACCUGUUUGUAUCUUGCGUAGAACAGCCGGUCGGCUGUCCGCCGCGAAUGAUCAAUCACAAUCACAUAAUACCAUAGUGAGUUGAUAUUUUGAAAAAAACAAUAGGUAUGGGUAUAUUAUAGUGUAUGUGUCUGUUUAUAUGUACAUCUCCGUCUAGAAAGACUAAAAAGUUGAGAGAUUUCGGUCGACUGCGAGAAGGUGAACUUUUUAUCGUUUAAUCUGACUUGUCACGUUACAGGUGUCUCGUGAUCUGUCGCUGGCGAAGGAUUCACCGAAAGCCAACGCAAUGUCUAAGGUAAUCGACCUGUAUGAGUUUUUGUUGGAAGCUGAACUCCAUCAGUAUUAUUCUGAGCUCAAGAACGACUUGAAAGUAAGUCGAAUCCUGUUGGAUAUUUUAAUGUUAACAUUCCACAAAUCCCCUAAUAUAUAAGUAUCUAUAAUAAGUCAAUAUUGUUGGAUUUAGGUGAUGACUGUACCUCAAGUCAAGUUUGUUACUGAAGAUGACCUGUAUCAGAUAGGCAUGACCAAGCCAGAGAUUAGACGUUUGAAAAAGUACUUCCAAAAAUAUUACCCCCAAAAUUAUUUUUCAAAGUUCAAAAAAGUAAGGGUUUGCUGAAUUAAUUGGUUUUGUAGGUAAAUUAUAUUUAUUAUUGUCUGUGUUUAUUUCUAUUUUCAGUUAAUCUCAUCGAAAGACCAUAAAGAUCAAUGGAAUGAGAGUUCUGGUUCACAAGAUACUCUGAAACCAAUUUAUGAAAAACGGCCACCGGCUCGUGUUCCCAACAAACAUAUCAUUCCAGCAGAUUCCAUAACUAUUAAUAAGGAGUUAGGUGUAGGGGAGUUUGGUGUGGUCCAACAAGGAGUUUGGACCAACGAAGGUGAUAGGGUUGGUUUGAAAUGUGUAUAAAAAAUUUAGGUACACGAGUACUAGUUUCAAUGUUUUUGUUUUAGAUUCAAGUUGCCAUAAAAUGUCUUAGUCGGGAACGCAUGCAAAAUAAUCCUAUAGAGUUUUUAAAGGAAGCUGCUAUUAUGCAUAGUAUUGACAAUGAACAUAUUGUGCGGUUGUAUGGAGUAGUUUUAGACACUGAUGCGCUAAUGCUUGUAAUGAAUACAAAUAUUUCAUUUUUAGCAUUUUAAAACUAGUUAAUUGAUGUUUAAUUUAAUUUGCAGGUUACAGAGUUAGCACCUUUAAGAUCUCUAUUGGAAUGUUUAAAAGAACCAUCACUCCGUGCAAGUUUUCCAGUAAUGUCAUUAUGUGAUUUUGCAAUACAAAUUUGUAAUGGAAUGCAUUAUUUAGAGACCAAAAGACUUAUACAUAGGUAUUUUUAAUAAAUAUUUAGUAAUUCAGUCAUAUUUUUUUUGUUUUCUUUUUUUCAUAGAGACUUGGCUGCUAGAAACAUUUUAGUGUUUACAAAAAACAAGGUGAAAAUAUCAGAUUUUGGAUUGUCACGAGCACUUGGUGUUGGCAAAGACUAUUAUCAAACAAACUUUAAUGUGAAUCUAAAAUUACCAAUUGCCUGGUAAUAAUUUUUACAAUUAACAUUUAAUAUUUAUAUUAAUUUAUCAUGUUUUUAAUAUAGGUGUGCACCCGAGUGUAUUAGUUAUUUACGUUUUACUUCAUCUUCUGAUGUUUGGGCAUACGGAGUCACUUUAUGGGAAAUGUUCAGUUAUGGCUUUCAACCUUGGGCAGCACUUACUGGACAGCAAAUACUCGAGGCUAUCGAUGAACCUAAUUUUCAAGUAAUUUAAUAUAUAAUUUUUUUUAUAUUUAUUUAAAUUUUAAUGUUAUUAUAAAUAUUUAUUUUGUAGAGAUUAGAACAACCCGAUUGUUGUCCAAAAGAAUAUUUCAAUGUCAUGGCCAAAUGUUGGCAACAUGAUCCUACAAAAAGACCACGAUUUGCUGAUUUAGUACUUAUUUUACUUGAUGUAAGUUAAACUUAAUAUUCAUAAUACAGUUUUAUACAAUUUUCAUUAAAUUAGUGUAAACCAGAGCAAGUUCAAACUGUGGUUAACUUUGAAGACAAAAAAAGAGACAUGCUCCAGUAUAACAUUGGAGAAGUUAUAACAGUACUCGAUAAGACGUAAAUAGAUUUUAUAUUUUAACCCAUGAUGAUGUAAUGAAAGUAAUUUUAUUCAAUUUAUCUAUUUUAGCCCUGGUGUUCCUACUUUAUGGAAAGGCGUAUUGUGCAAUGGAAAGACGGGAUUGUUCAAUCCUUCUAAUACUGUUGCUUUUUUGGGACUAAAUUUACCAUCGACUAGAAAUUCUGAGUUUAAUAGAAAUGGUAUUUAUAUAGCUUCAAUUCCAUUUAUUACUUAGUGUCAAAUUUCCCCUCAAUUCUUUUGUAUCAUAGAAAUUUGCAAAAAUAAUAAAUAACCAAAUGGUAUAAUAAUACUUGUAUAACUUAAAAUAUAUAAGUAUACUUAUGUAAUGUUAAAUCAUAAUAAUACUUCCAAAUAAUUUUUGAAAUUUGAUCAUAUAACUGAUAAGGAUGGGAGUUGAAAGUGUAAACCUUCCAAAGGUACAUCUUUGAUAUUAACACUAUUCAUGUGCAAAAUUCCAUCCUUCUGGUAUUAUUUUAGGGUCUGUAGUAAAAACUAAAAAAAUACCCCCUUCCCUUACCAACAUGAUGAAACUCAACUUAAAUUUUAUCAUUUUUUUUAAUGGGCCUGUAAAAAAAUUCUUAAUUUUCUAGUUUGAGUUCAUUUGGUCUAGAGGGAGUCGUUGAAAGAGUCUAAAAAUACUGGAGAAAAAAAUAUACCUAUAAACUAUAACAGACAUAGUACAUUGUAAAAGUUUCUAUUUUCAGGGGAAAAUUUGGCAAUUAGUAGGUUUAUUUAAAAAAUUAUAUUAUAGAUUCAAAAUAUUCAUCACGGCGUAGUCGUCUAAGGAUUGACAUGAUCUCAUGUCCACAAGGAGAUGUUAAACAUAUGGGACAUGUAGGUCUAGAUGGUGCAUAUUUUGGAGACAUUGAAUUCAUGAGUACAAACGCACCAAAAGUAAUUGAUACACAUUAAUAAUUAACAAUUUUUGCAUUUGUAUUCAAAAUUAUUUAUUGUAAUUUGAUAUAUAUAUAUUUUUUAGUAUAAUCAUUUACCGCAUCAAGUAGUAGCUCCAUAUAAACCUCAAGAAGACUGUGCUAGUGUUAGCGAUUCUCCAACUUCAAUAAAAGCUUGUUCAGAUCGUGCACCAUUGCUAAAUGGUGAUAAGUCAGAAAAUAAAAAAAAUGGUAUUCUAAUAUAAUUGUUUUAGUGCUACUAUAAUUUUAAUUCUAAAACAAAAAUUGUUUUGAUUUCGAUUAUUAUUUAUUUUGUAUUCAAUGUUGACUGCGUUUGUCUGCAGUUUUCACAACUGUUCACUGUAUAUAUAACUUUUUAAUCCUUUUAAUCAUCUUAACUAAUAAUCAAAUAUCAUUCAGCCAUGCAUAUGCUUUAUUUACAUCAUAUGUGUAUUGGAUACUAAAUGACAUCAAAUGCAUUGCUGAAUGAUCCUUAUUGACUGCAUAGUCAACUUGUUAUUAACAAUUUGAAUAAUUAUGCAGGGUGUCCCACGAGGAUUGGACAAAUGCAAUAACUUUUGUUCUAUUCAAUAUUUUUGAUAUAUAUAUUUUUUUAAAUAAUUAGUAUGCCUCAUCGCUACAAUUUAUAUAUGAACAUUUUUUUUUUUUGAGGAAGGGGACUUUAAAUAAAAAAGAAAAAUUUUACUAUAAUUUUUUAAAAAAAUUCAAAAUAGUCAUUUUGUUAAAUAGGUUUUUAGAAAAUUGUUGGUGAUUGAAACUUUUGUUGAAGUAUGGUCUUUUAUUGUCUAAGAUUUUUUGAAGUUUUGUAAAUGUAAAUAUUACAAUAUUUAAUUAGUUAUUAGUCGAGACACAUGAUAAGGAUUUUCUUUUCCAUGAGUUAAUAUUGUGCAAACAAUUUAUCAUAUAGGUAUUGAAUAGUAAUUGUACAUAUAUUAUGAAACAUUGAUCAGAGACCUUUAACACAAGCUUUACUUACUGAAGGUAGAUAAUUUAUUUAUAAUCAAUUUAUGUAUUGUAUUAUUUUUUAUAUAAAUUGAGAAAUAAAAAAAAAAAAUAGGUAUUAGUAGUAUCAAUCAAUCAAUAAUUGUAAUUUAUGUGGAUAAAUAAUAUUGUUAUGAUUAAAAAAAAUAUCAUUCAAAUUUUUUAAAAAUUCUUAGAAAAUAAAAGAACUAUGCUUUAACAAAAGUUUCAACCACCAAUAAUUUUCUAAAAAUCUAUUUUACAAAAUGGCUACUUUGAAUUUGUUUAAAAACAUUAUAGUAAAAUUUUAAAUUUAAAUUUUUAAGUUCCCCUCCUGUAAAAAAAAAAUGUUCAUAUAUAAACUGCAGCACAGAGGCAUACUAAUUAUUUGAAAAAACAAAAUAUAUCAAAAAUAUUGGAUAGAACAAAAGUUAUGGCAUUUGACGAAUUUUUGUGGGACAUCCUGUAUAUACAUUAUGUUUUUCUUAACAGCUUAACAGGUCAUUUAGUAGCAUCACUUUAUAUGUAUAAAGAUAGGCAUUCUAGUGUAUUAGGGACACAAACUGUAAUAUUUUUCCCUUAUACCUUGAUAACAAACAAUUGACUUAGUUUAUAAUUAAAUAUAUUACGUGUACUUACAUACCACACAACGGGGUAGCCAGUCUAUUUUGAAUAUCAAUUAUGACAAAUUACAUGUUCAAUAAUAAAACUAAAGUUAAUUGUGAGGGCAAAAAUAACCAGAAAUAUGCAUAAAAUGCAAAGAAAAUUCAGUGUUCCUUCUGUAUCACUUAUCUAUUAUAGUGUACAUUUUUCUUUGUAAUUCUACCACCAUAAAUGUAAUAUUUGACACUUUUUAUGUGCUUAUAAAUGUCCAUUAUAUAUAGCUUUCACUAUAUAUAUAGGUAUAUAAUAUAUAUGUUGGUAAAUUACAGACUUAUUACCUAUAGACUAUAUUAUUAUAUUAUUAUUAUUAGUUGAUUUAUCAACCUGGUUGGAUAAAAACAAGCUGUCCAAAAUUUUAACUGACCAUGAAUACCAUGAAAUUAGCGAUGAAGAUACCGUUGCUGAAAGUCCUAGAUUCGAAGUAAGUUCCUUUCAAUUGUCUUUACUAUUUUUAUUUGUAUUAAAACCAAGAAAAGUGAUGAUUUAAUGCUUCAUUUUGUAAUGUUACUUAUGAAAUCAAUUAAACUUUAUAUACAAUUAUUAUUGUUAUUAUUAAUAUUAUAAAUUGUUUGAAUCAUGUAGUUAACUGAGAAUAGAAAUCACUUAAAACCAUAAUGUAUUUAUAUUUUUUUAGAAAACAUUUGACUUUGGACCAAGUCUUGUAGAAGAAAUGGAAACUAUGUUUAGAACUAUAAGUACAAAUGGAGUCAGUAACUACGCUGUGUCUCCGCCGAGAUCUCCACUUGAUCCUUUAGACACAAACCAUAGAAACGAACUAAGAGAAAUUGCAGCUACCAUUGCUGCAGCUGCUGCUGUAAAUUCAAAGACAAAAAAAAAACAAGCAACGGUAAAAUAAAAUAAAAUAAUUAUGUUUGAUCAAAUAUAACCUUGUUUUUAGUUUAUUAAGAAUGUUAAAUAAUUACUACAUAAAGCAUAUAGAAAAUAUUUAAUAAUAUGUCAGUAUUUUCUCAUAUGAGGAUAUAGAUGGUGGUGGUGGUAAGUAUUGUUACCUAAUUGAAAAUUCAGUAGUUGUAUACUAGAUGGGAGAUUGAGGCACAAGUUGCAUAAAGUUUUCUUUUUGCACUGUGAUGUGACACUAUAUUUUCUAAUUAGGCAGAAUAUAAUAAUAAUAUGUUUAAUUCAAUUACAAAAUAGUAUAUUUAAUUGAAUAUUAAUUAUUUUUUAAGGUCAAACCAAUAUCUGCUUCUGAUGAAAAGAGUCUUGAUUCAGCUAUUGCAAUGGCAAAUGAGUUGGCUAAUCGUUCAAUGGGAUCUGACAUAGAACAACCACCACAUCACCAGGUACCCGAAUCUCCAUCAUCACCAAGCAAACGGAAGUUUACAUUUAAGUUUCCUCCGCCAAUUGGCUCUCUUACCAAAACACAAAAGCAUGAGGCAAAAACAUUCACCGAUGAAGCAGCUUCCAUUCCAGAUAUACAAGUAAACAGUUUUAAAUACCUUUAUAAACAUUUAAUCAUGGGUACCAUACUUAUUUAAAAUCAAUUUCCCCUCUGUUCCUUCCGUUAUGUUUAAUUAUUGCUUGUAGUUGUGUAGUAGCUUGCAAUCGUUUUCAUCAUUUAUCAGUGCAGAUUCCUUAUUGGAUAACGCACCAUUUCGUCUCCCUCUAUGGGAUAAAGCAUCUACAGAAUUUUAUUUUGCACGCUCCAGGGAACUUUUGACAAAAGCCUCUCCUAGUAUAGGUUCAUUAGACUACAUAUCAUGUAACUCUUUAAGGACUAUUGAACGGUCUAAUGUAGACUCAACAGAAACAUUAGUCGGUGAACAGUAUUCCUGUCCUAAUUCACCAAAACUUAGGCCCAAACCUAAUGAUACAUUUCGAGCAAACACACUUCCUAGUAGCAAAAAAUGUGACAAAAUACGACGAAGUUGGUCAGAUUCUGAGACUAGUGUAUACAUUCUCAAUGAUAUCCUUAACAAAGUUCCUAUAAAUACUAGUUUAAUUGAUGACGAAACUGCUGAACUCUAAAUAGUAGUCGUAGAAAUAGUAACAACUAGUAAUAUUAGUAGUAGGUAGUUGUAGUUAAAAAUAUUUUUUAAAUUUGAUAAUUUAUUAAUUAAAAAUAUUGCUUUUGAAAAAUUACGUAAUUGCUGAUUUCUUUUUAUUUUAAUUUUAAAAUUAUUUAUAAAUCGAGUUAAAAAUUCAAAAAUGUCUGUUAUUUGAAUUUUUGUAACUAAAUGUUAUUGAAUUAUUAUUUUAUAUCGAAAAACAGUGUUAUUAAAGUACUUUAUUUUAUUAUGCAAUUUUAUUAACUGGGCCUAUAAAGUAUAAUUAUAUUGUAGACAUAUGUUUAAAAGAUUACAUUGGAGAUGUUUACUUUGAUUCGGUUCAUUAGAUUCCAGUCUGUUGUGAAACAUAAUAUUAUGUUCAUUGGCUAAUUGUCAAACAUUGAUAAUUAUUUUAGUUGUCCGCCUUGGCAUUUACCACUGCACCUUUAUUAGCUCUAAAUAGUUAAGAAUUCAAAUGAAAGACAUACGUAUACUCGAAUAAUAAUUUUUUUUUAUAUAACCUUCCACUAUGUACACAAAAUAUUUAUUUAUUGGUUAAGAUAGGUAAUUUAUUGUUAAGAUGAUAUGCAUCUCAGUUUUUAACUCCUUAGACUUUUUUUUGUUCUAUAUAAAUUAACAACUCUUUUAUAAAUAAUGCAAAUAGUAAAUUUAGAUUUUAAAGUUAUGGUUUUAAAUGAUUUUUAACUAUCAUAAUAACUAUGUACUUACAUAAAAUAAAUUUAUAAAUUUUAAAUAAAACAUUCAAAUUGAUUUCAUAGACGUUAAUUGAUUUACUCCAUAAGGAUUAAAAACUAAUUGUUUUAAGAAACAAAGACCAUUUACUUUUGUAAUAUUAUGCAUUCAAAAAUGUACACAAAUAAUAAAUUUAAAACUACCCAUUACUUUUUUUUUUUAAAUAUUAUAUAUGGACCAUGUGUAUAAAUUUAUUAAAACUAAUUAUUAUAAUAACUUUCAUAUUAUAUAAUUUAUAUGUAUACACAAAUUAUUGUUAUGUUAUAAUAACAUUAAUUAGGUAUUAAUAAAUCAAUUUUUUAAAUUUGUAUAUUUUGUACAUUUUCAAUUUAUGUUUUGAAUUUUUCAACAAUACAUAUCAGUUUUUAUGUAUAUAUAUAUAUACAUAAAUAAUAUAUUAUUAAUUCUCAAAUUUUAAAAAACUGCAGAAGUGCAGUUAUUAAAUACUAGAUUCAAUUUUUAUAUUUAUUGUUUAUAUAUUGUACAUAAAAUACUAAAAUAAAUAUAAGAAUUAAUUGAAAACCUUCUCCCACUGGAGCAACUAGACACUACACAAUUUUAAAAUUAUAUCCUGAUAGCUGAUAAUUGUUCGUUUUAUGAAACAAGGACACAUAUUAUAGAUGUCCCAUUGAUGCUAUAAGAAAUGACUGAAACAAAAUGAAAGCAACUAUAUAAUAAACAACUAAUUUUGUCAAUAACUUCAUUAAUAAUUAUCAGUACUUCACCUACAUUAUUCUACAACUAUUGACCUGCAAUUUCAUAACAAAUAAUUUGUUUAAAUUAUGGCAUGCUGUGAUUCUGUAUUUAUUUUAAUUAUCAAACAGUUAAAUCUGUAGAAAUAUAAUUUAAAGUAUUAAGAUGAUGUGAUACUCGUAUGCAUUGCUUCUGCGUUACAAAUGUACAACAGAAAAUUUAACAACUUAAGCUGGGACAACUGACUGUUAAUUUUUAUGUUAGAGUAUAUUGAAGUAUCAUCAAGUUAAAGAUAAGAACACUAUGUAACACUGUGUAACACUAUGUGUUGCCACUAUUUUUUUUCGAUAUUUCAAUUUUCCAGUGAAAAAUAUAAUGAUUAUUCAAAUGUUUUAUUUCACAUAUUUAUAUUUCUUUUAUAAAUUAAAAUAUUGAAUAUUUAGUGGCAACAUUUGAGUGGGAUUUAAUUUUAAUCAAGGUUAGUUCAAUUAUACUAGAGAUGCAUGGGAUCUAAUGGUUGGACAUUAUACUUUUCAAUAUGUAACUGAUUUUAAAUAUUUAGAAUCUAUAAACAUUACAUACAAUAUGAAUAAUGAGAUACAGCUAAAAAAUUCAGCAGCUUAUAACGGUUAUUUUGCGCUGGGAAAAAUAUUUAUAAAAUAUUUAAUAUUUAGAGUUAUUAAUACUACUACUAUCUAUAAGAUCAAAGUCAAUCUUUAAUCAAGGUACCUACGACUAGUUUUAUUCUAUGUUCGUGAAUAGAAAUUACUGACUUUCGAAAAAAAAAUACUUUGAAAUCUAUAGCCCUAUGAUGAAAAAUUCGGAAUAAAGAAUGAGAACCAAUCAAGAAAUGUAUCAAUUGUAUCUGAAGCUCAAUAUCAAGUUAUUUAUAAGAGUUACUAUUAAUGGAACUUAGAGAAUAAUCUAGGCAGAGGUAAAUGGUCAUAGUUAAAUCAAACCUCAAAACAUGUGCAUCAGUAUUAAAACUAUAGGAGAGGAGAGCUAAGAUAGAGAAAGAUUGUCUGAAAUAGUACAAGCAGUGAAGGGCUAUAAAAGCUAGACAAGAAAAAAAUAAUACAGUAUUGUACUUACAAAAAAAAAAAUUGUAGGAGAGGUGGUUAAAAGUUGAUGCCCUCAUAAGGCACAUCCUUGAUAUUAACUUUAUGCAUAUAUAAAAUUUCAUCUCCAGAGUUUCAUUUGGGGGAGUCUGUAGAGGUCUUCAAAUUUAAAACAAUAUGUUGAAAUUCAUACUGAAAUUCUACCUAACUUAUAUCCGCCUAUAAAAUCACUCUAAUUCCUGAGUUAAAUUAUUUGGCCCAAAGAACAGUUUUCUACUAGAUAAUCAUGAUCCAGAGGGAUCCUUUAAAAGUAUCCAAAAGUAACAGGAAAAAGAUGUAUUUAACACCAUACAAUCAGAAAAUGCCUGAAAAUUUGUUAAUAAAAUUGAAUAAAAUGCAAAAUAUAUACUUGCUGCAUCAGUAUAUUAAAAUACAGUCAAACUUGUUUAACUCACAUUAUAUUAAUUUGAAAUCGUUAAUACUUCAAACUUUUUCCAUAGUCCUUAGAAUUUCAAAUUUAAACAAUGUAAAAAGGUUGGUGAUAUACGGGUUAUUCCUAUAUGUAUGUAAAUUUGAUUUACUAUCAAAAGUUAAGUUUAUUAAUGUUGUGGUUAUAAUUUAUACAACUGGUUUACUACUUGAUAAUACACACGUUAUCCACUCACAUACAUAUACACUUUAGUACUCUGUUACAUUUCAAUGUUAACGAUUUUAAGAUAAUUGUUUGUGAUAUCAAUAUUAAAAUAAAACGAAAAUUAUUUUUUAUUAUUCCUUCAACUUUGAGUUAACCAAGUCCAACUGUAGUUUGUUAACACCUUGUACCCUUUUUUUGGUGGGUUUAUCUGGCUGCUGGGACCAUCUCUUAUCUAUAUAUUAUCAUCUUACAUACUCUAUUUUAUUUACUUUUUGUAUAUUAUUUUACCGUUAUAUUAUAUACUAUACUAUUCUAGUAACCAAAACAUCAUAAUCAAAAAUAUGACUUAGUUUUACUAUGUUGAUCUUGGAAUUGGCUUGUAUUCCUUUUUACUAGGUUAUUGUUUUUUUAAAUUAUGUCACUAUUGCAUUUUCCUAAUGGGAAAUGCGUUUAAAUAUAAUAUUAUGUGAUCCAAGAAUAAUUAUUUUUAUUUUUUGUACUUACGAGCUCCUAAAAACUUAAAUUUUUAGGGUAAUUCAUGUCAAAAUCUAUGUUGCUACAUUAAAAAUAACUGUUGUAUUCUUUCAAUCCUUGGUUAAAAUAUAUAAAUAUAUAUUAGACACAUAUAGAUUGCAUGUGGUUUUGUAUAAUAUGUAUAUAGGCAUUUUCAAUAUGGAUUCUUAUUGAAAACUGAAACUUAUAAAUUCUUUGUAGCUUGUAUACAUUUUGCGCUCAAAACUAUUAGCACUAUUAGUUAUUAAAAAGAAAUAAUAGUUUUCACAUUUUUAAAUAGUUUUUUUUUUUUUUUUGUAAAAGGGUUUUAGUUAGUUUUAUUUUCGUGUUUUAUUUUUGUUUUUAUUUUUGUUGCUUCCCUUUGUCCUGUUACCUUCCUGACGUUUUCCUUCUCCUUUCGCACUUGUACAGGGAUGUUUAACUGAAGAAGCCAAACAAGCUUACAAUGGUUUAAUUGAAAAACCUUCGGCAGCUGUAGACUGUAACAUUACUAAUUCAUUGAGAAUGUUAAAAAAAACCACUACUCCCGUGGCCAAACCGAAAUUCAAGCUGAACAAAAUCAACAAUGGGUAAAUAUUUCUAAAUAGCUCUUUUUGUAUUUUAUAAUAUUUCUAAUGGCAUAUAUAGUAUUUCCAAUCAAUGGGGCAACAAUUAAUGUUUAAUUUAAUCACUUAAAUACAUAUAUGUUAUGCCAUUUAAAGUUCUAUGGUACUAUCUUACUUACUACCUAAAAACUAAAUGCCUGUUUGUGUUGUGUUUAUAUGUAUAUUUAAAAUAUGAAAUAAUUUGUUCUCAUAAAAUGUUUGUAUAUAUCUUAUGACACUAGCUAUCCCUUAUUUCAUUGAGGUCAUGAACUAUAUUAUCAUCAUUUAAGGAUCACAUCAAUUUAAUCAAUAGAUCAAAUUAUUUGAACAGUUAGUGGGAUUGUGAAAUUCCUCAUGGAUCUAAUAUUGGCCUGAAAAAAUUAUAAGUCUAUACGUUAAAGAAGUCUGAAUAAUUUUAUCUGUUUUUAUAUACCUUUUCUUAUGUGAAGUAUGAUUUAAAGUAUUCAUGAUCAAGAUUAUAGCAAUAUUAGUGGUGGUCAAUUUUCAAUAAGAAACCUGCAUAGCUAAGAAAUACUUUUAGGACCUGUUCAGUGGGAACUACUCGUUCACUGAUUUUACACCCACUGUAUGGCCAUCUUUGACCCCUCCUCUCUUACAGUUGUGAAAGAAAAUAGCCUUACAUUCCCAACUUAAAUUAAUGUCAUACUUAUAAUAGAAAUAAAACUUUGGGUAGGUUACAUAAGAAAACCCCAAAAAACUAUUUUUCCGGGUGUAAUGACCACUUAUUACGCAUUUCAGCUUUGUUCUUAUGUAGCAACUCAAUAUCAUGCAAUUUAAAAUGAUAAUAACUUCCAAAAUUAAAAAGAGCUGCAAUUUUUUCAAUUUAGUGCCCAACACAUUUUGAAAAAAAAAAAAAUUGACCACUAAAGUUAAUUUGCAUUUAUUUAUGCUAUAGUUUUUUUGGUAAAUAAAUAGUAUGUAAAUAUAUUUCACUGAAUGCAAUGCACUGUAUAUAAACUAUUUCAAGAGGAUUAUUAUAAUAAAUGGUUUGUAUCAUACUUAUUUUCUUAUGAAAUAUUUUGUACAGGAUAUGUAGUAGCGGCGGCAGUAUCGUAUCAUCUGAAGAUGGCGAAAAGGAUUCCAGUGAGUAAUGUAGACUGUUACUUACUGCUUGAUGCCAUUGUUUUACAAAUAAAUAAAUACAUUUACAGAAUAAUUCCUGCAUUCACUUAUGAAAAAUUUAAAUAUAUUCGGUUUUUUAAUGUUACCACCAUGGGUUUUUUCAUUCUCAGGUUGUAAUGUUAUACCGUUACCACCCAAGGACCCGAAGGCCGUGCAACAGUUAACAGCAUCUAAACCGAGACACCAGAGGAAGUAUCCAUUAGUUAUGACCAAUUCUGGUGGUUUGACGUGUCAUGGGAUGACAUCUGCGAACAAUGGACAACAGGUGUUUUCCGAUCAAAAUAAUAUAACCAUCUGCAAUAGUAAGUGUUCUGGAGAGUAGAAACACACUAAUUUGCUUAUGGAGUGUUGAAAUUUGACAUCAAGAUACUUAUUUUUUUCAGAUUCAGAACAUAAAAAUGAAGAUGAAAAAAAUAAUUUUCAAGAACCUACGUGAGUUUUUAUAAUUCCCUCGUGUAACAUAUAUAUGACAGUGUUCCCCAACUGUGUUCUACUUACUGAAUUUCUUUAAACGUAAUUUAAAACAGUUGUUGACCAAUUCAGUUUUCCAAUUUAAGUUGUUAGUAUAAUUUUAGAACCACAUUCAAGCAAAAACAAUUUUGGUUUUCUUGUUGUCACUCAAGUUAUAAAAUGUAUAUUUAGUGUACUUAGUGAUGAUUUUUUUGUUGGUUUUUAGUGCAACUGAAGUAAGUUUUGAUGAGCGUAUUGCCUUGGAACUGGAUGCUUUGGACCAGUUGGGCACAGUUGAGUCACCUGUAGCCGAACGGCAAAUGAUAGCUUUUCAGAGACAGCAGUCCGAUGGAAAUUGCUGUGAUGUGGAAGAUGAUGAUGACCAAUCAAAAACAUUUAAUAGAAGUGAUGUAAGGGGGAAGGAAAAUAUAAUGGAUCAACGGGUUCUGGACUGUGAUGAAGUCCGAAUAAUGAUUAAAGUACUCGGACCAAAAGUGUGUGGAUUACAUUUCGAUUCCAUAUUUUAUUAAAAAUUAUAAUCUUGUGCAUUGUUGUUUUAUACUAUGAUAGGUGUCUGGCAAACAGUGUUUGGACAAAUUAAAAGCCACUGGUUGGGAUGUGCAUCAUGCAAUUAAGUUGGCCAAAUUAGAAUCGGCUUUGGAAACGGAAGGCCUUAUCAAUGUUGAUCACAGCGUGUGCUUGAAUGCUUUGGAAAAUGCCAAUUGGGACUUAGUUAAAGCAGCUAUUGGUAUUAUUGAAAUGAUGGCUACAAUCAAUAAGAGGGGUAUUUUAGUGUAAAAUGUCUAAAACGAUACUACGUGCCAAACUACUUAUCCUUACUUUGUAUUAAAACAAUUAACAUUUUUUUUUAAAACUAAAAUUAUGUUAUUUUUAACUAAAAAAGUUAUUCAUAAUUAAAUUAUUAUUUUUAAUUCUGGAUAUAAAUGAUUUGCCAUUUAUGUAUAUUGUAAGAGUUAAUUUAUAUUUGGACCAACUUUGUUUAACUUUUUUUUUUUUGAUAUUAUAUAAGUUCCUGUUCCUACUUGAUUCUUUAUUUUAUACACAUAUAUGAAAUUUAAAAAUAGUAUUAAACAUUUAUUAUUAUUUAUAAAAUACAUGGUUAAAAAAAAAAAACAACAACAAAUUAUAAAAUACAUGUAUAUGUUAAAAGGAUAUUUUAUAAUACUACAAUGCUUAUUUUACAUAAAGUAACUUAACAACUGAUUUUUGUAAUUAAUUUAUAUUUUUAUACUUUCAAUAUAUAAUAUACAUUUAUAUGAAUUUGAUAAUUUUUGUGUAGAAAAAGAAAAAAAUACUAAUCUUGGAUAAUUUUUUUGUUUAUCAGUGAUUUGUUAAUUGUUAAAGUUGUGCUAUGACAACAGCUUGUUCAUCAUUACUUGUCACGUGCUACCACAAAUCCUUUGAUUAAUGGCAAGCCAAUUCCGACCUUUUCCUGAUAUGAAAUAUAGUCUUCUCCAAAAAAAUUUAAUAGUGUCAUUUCUUCAUGAUAAAUGCGAUCCUUGAAGAAUUUCCAUGCCGCUAGUGCAUAUGCUAUUACACAUAUAGGAUUAAUCAUGAUGACCUAAAUGAGUAACA
Messenger RNA from Cinara cedri, 14389 nucleotides. The record is from the annotation of a GenBank genome assembly. NCBI's taxonomy places the organism in Eukaryota, Metazoa, Arthropoda, Insecta, Hemiptera, Aphididae.